GGAAUAUUUUGCAUCUUUGUCUCCAAAUUUACCAAAUAUUUUUAAUAACCAUGUCCAAUCUUAUGACUAUACUGGGAUGAGUACAUAAAUGCCAAUAGAGAUGGCGGAGUGGGUGGAUUCUGUAGCAUACUAUCUCCUACACAAAUUCCAAUCCUGUAAUUCUUGACCACCAUUUUAUCGACUAUUACCGUGAAAUCCACCGUGAUUUUACGGUGGUGCAACCCACCGCCAUCACAUACCACCUUCCCUUGCCGCCCCCAUAUUAUUAUCUUUAUUUAUUGUUGCUAUAAUUAUUAUUGUUAUUAUAAUUAUCAUUAAUACAGCUCUUCAUAUUCUGGAGCUAACACGUUAUCAUCGAGCCGAGAGACAUAAUUUUGUUUUCUUCUACGUGGGCUGUUCUGUUUCUGCUCCUACUUUUGUUUGCUUUCAAGCGGUUAAAGAAUAGCUUUGUUUGAAUUUCUACCUCAUACUCCCAGCCAGCUAUUCCGAUUUGCUGGAUUCGUUUCAAGAGGCCGGAAAGCUUAAUCCAUAUCUCCUCGUUAAUCGGAGUGGAGGGAGGUAUAGUUUCUAGUAAUUAAUCCAGUAUGUUGUUUAAAGAGAGGGACAGGGAGAAAGGUGGCGGCGCCGCCGUACCCGGAGAGAGGAAGAUGUUUGUCGGGGUGGUGUGGAACUGCGCGGCGGAGCUCAAGAUCCUGCUCACCGCUCUUCUAUUGCUCUUCUCAAUCAUCACCAUACUUCAGUUCAUCCCUGCUCGCGUUAGCUUCUCCUCCGCCGUCGAUCUCCGCUCUUGCCUCUCCAGCCAGCCGUCGUCUGUCACCGCCGUCACCGCAUCUACGGCGGCUAUUCAAUCUGUCUCGAAUUUCAGCGCGGCGGGGUUGUGGCCGCCACCGACAGUGGUGCGGGACGAAGUUCUCGAAAACGGCGUCGUUAAGCGGGCUUUUAAUGGGUUCGGCUCGGCGGCUUACAACUUUGUCUUGAUGUCGGCUUACCGCGGCGGCGAUAACACCUUUGCCGUCAUGGGUUUAGCUUCUAAGCCUCUCCAUGUGUACGGGAAGCCGAAUUACGAAUGCGAGUGGGUCCCGGCGGAUGAAUCUCAGGAUUCUGUCACCGUCUCCGGCCAGAAGAUCCUCCCUGACUGGGGAUACGGCCGGGUUUACACUGUUGUGGUGGUGAACUGUACAUUCCCGUCCCCUGUUGGCGACGCUGACAACGGCGGGAAGCUGGUAAUCCACGCCACCACGAACGGAGGCGGCGACACGAAGUUCAACGUAACGGACACAUUCGAGGCCAUCGUCGAGACACCGGAAGAUUUCUCGAACUUCACCAAAGUGUUCCAAGCUCCGCCGAAGUAUGAUUACCUGUACUGCGGCUCGUCUCUGUACGGAAAUCUGAGCCCUCAGAGAGUUCGAGAGUGGCUGGCCUACCACGUCAGAAUGCUGGGAGAGAAGUCGCAUUUCGUUAUCCACGACGCCGGCGGCGUUCACCCGGAGGUGCUGGAGGUUCUGAAACCGUGGAUGGAGAGAGGCUACGUCACUUUACAGGACAUUACGGAUCAGGAGAGGUUUGACGGAUACUACCACAAUCAAUUCCUCAUCGUCAACGAUUGCUUGCAUCGAUACAGAUAUCACGCGAAAUGGAUGUUCUUCUUCGACGUCGACGAGUUCAUCUUCGUCCCUAAGAAGAGCACUCUCAAAUCGGUGCUCGCUUCCUUCUCCGAUCACACUCAGUUCACAAUCGAGCAAAUGCCGAUGUCCAACAAGCUCUGCCUCCGCGAGGAUUUCGGGAAAACAUACAGAAAAUGGGGAUUUGAGAAGCUGGUGUACAAGGACGUGAAGAAGGGGAUCCGACGGGACCGGAAGUAUGCGGUGCAGCCGCGGAAGGUAUUCGCGACAGGGGUUCACAUGUCGCAGAACACGGUGGGGAAGACGACGCACAAGACGGAGGGGCAGAUAAUGUACUUCCAUUACCACGGAACAAUCGCCGAGCGGCGGGAGCCUUGCCGGAGACUGGUCAACUCCACGACGAUCACCGUCGACGGAACCCCGUACGCUCUGGACACGACGAUGCGAGAUGCCGCCGGCGUCGUGAAAAGAUUCGAGCUGAAAACAAUUGGGCCGAGGUUGCAGAGAACCCGGCAAUGAGAAAAAAAAGCCCACAGAUUAUCCGGUCCAGUAUUAUUUUAAUUAUUAAAUUCAAUUCCACUCUCUUCUAGGAUGUUUGAUUUACAAAUUAAAAAUGAAAAAUUAAAAAAAUCUCAUCCUGGGAUAAUAGCCAUUCGUUAGUUUCUUGUGUAUGAUAAGACAGACUUUCAAAGCUGGAACAUGAUAGAAAUUUGGACAGAGUUUUUUAAUAGAAUAUAAAUAUUUUCCAUGAUCCAUAAAUUACACGUUCAGGCUACUCUAUUCGUUGGUAUUUUUUUCCCAAAAAAAAUCAAAUUCAGAUUUUGCUUUUUCCUAUUGCAUGCCUGGCAUGAUUGAAGAAGUGUCGGCAAAGGGACCACUUACCAUGUUCGGUGUUGAACUGUUGAUCACUAUACCGAAUGCGGUGGCUGCUAAAGUGAUGGGUAUUUCAUCUUUAAAGUAAGGGAAAAAUAGGAUAAUUGGAUAAAUAAUGUAAAAGUAAUAAUAAAUCAAAUAUCUCAAAUUUUACAAAGCCCUUCCUAAAAAGGAUGAAACUUCAUCCAUGAGUGUCUCUCAACAUCGAGGGAUGAAUUAACUGGGAAGACGUAAACGUUAUGAAACAUAUUGUGUAAUAAGUGACAUAUCCAAUGAAUGUGUCAUUUGUCUCAGCGAAUACUUUAUAGAGAGGAAAGAUUGAAAUUUUGUAGACUGAUCUGGUGUGAUCUGUUUUUAUUAGAAUUAUUACCGAGGGGUGUUCAGCAAUUGGCUAUUGGCCGUUGGCUGAAUCUGUUGGCUGAUUGGUGACAACAGAUUCUGUUGACUGUUUUGAUUAGCUAAUAACGUUAACUGUUUAUGAAACAGUGUUUGGUUAAACAGUUGUUUACAAUUGUCUGAUAACUUGUUAAAUUACUUUUAAGGACAUCAAUUAAUUUGUUUUGUUUAUU
Molecule: messenger RNA, 3064 nt
Organism: Cuscuta epithymum
Lineage: Eukaryota; Viridiplantae; Streptophyta; Magnoliopsida; Solanales; Convolvulaceae
Source: the annotation of a GenBank genome assembly